AUGGAGACUACACUCGAGAAAGAGCGAAAAGAACUCAUGGAACAAUUCCAAAAGACACAGGACCUGAUGCGAAAGGUCCAAGGGCGAAAGAGAGACCUUUACAAGGAGAAGUCGGACAUAUACAAGAAAAAUGCCGAGGAACUACAAGAAAAGCUCGAGGCAGAGCGUAGUGUCGCCGAGCACUGGGCGGCCAAGGAACGAGAAUACACCAAGAAGCUUGAGAGAUCAUCAGCAACAUCUUCUGCAAUCUCGCCUCCUCCGGAACAGGACUCCGCAAGUCCAUCAAAGCGACGACGAAUUGACGGGUCUGGGGAGUGA
Messenger RNA from Fusarium tjaetaba, 318 nucleotides. RefSeq lists its product as uncharacterized. The record is from RefSeq and is a predicted model, not a curated record. The coding region runs from base 1 to 318 and encodes 105 amino acids. Lineage: Eukaryota; Fungi; Ascomycota; Sordariomycetes; Hypocreales; Nectriaceae. The transcript has a single exon.